AUGACCAAGGCGGAUUAUAGGAGCCAGGUCAAGCCCUGCGGGAUGGCUCUUGUCCAACCUGUUUUAAGGAAUGGAGGUGCUUCCUCCUCACCCUGCUGUGUGAGGCAGCAGCGUGACACACAGGAGUGGCGGUCCUGGGAAUACCCUGUCUUCUUGUAUCUGCUGGAGUACAGCCAGGAAUUGGCAUCAGUUAUCACAGAGAGUUCUCAACUUGGCCUUCACGUGGAAAAACAAGUGAAGGGGCCUGUAACUGCAGAUAGUCAUUGCUUUCAGUUUAUUGCUAUCCUUAAUAUAAUAAAGGAGCAAAAUCGAGAGUUAAGAGGUACACAGAGGGCUAUAACCAGAGAUAGAGCAGCACUCGAAAAACAGGAAAAACAACUGGAACUGGAAAUAAAGAAAAUGGCUAAGACUGGUAACAAAGAAGCCUGUAAAGUGCUGGCAAAACAGCUUGUACAACUGCGGAAGCAGAAAAAUCGAACGUACGCUGUUAGCUCUAAAGUCACUUCUAUGUCGACUCAAACAAAGGUCAUGAACUCUCAGAUGAAGAUGGCAGGAGCUAUGUCAACUACAGCAAAAACAAUGCAAGCAGUUAAUAAGAAAAUGGAUCCACAAAAGACACUACAAACUAUGCAGAAUUUCCAGAAGGAAAACAUGAAGAUGGAAAUGACUGAAGAAAUGAUUAAUGAUACUCUGGAUGAUAUUUUUGAUGCUUCUGACGAAGAGGAAGAAAGCCAAGAUAUUGUUAACCAAGUGCUUGAUGAGAUAGGAAUUGAAAUCUCUGGAAAGAUGGCCAAAGCUCCGUCAGCUGCCAGAGGCUUACCAUCUGCAUCAACAUCAAAAACUUCUACCAUAUCAGAUGAAGAGAUUGAACGACAGCUCAAAGCUUUGGGAGUUGAUUAGCUUGAUGGCAAUAUGCAGUCUGCCUUCUAAUUAUUCAGCUGCAGACAGAUGUAAAAAGUGCAAAUACUGUUUCAGUGCAACUGAUGUCUGGGAAAACUCUGAAGCUUCAGAAAUGACAACUUGAAGUUGAACUGGGGGAAGGAGAAGGGGAGAAUGUUUUGGAUCAAUUUACAGGGAGAAGUACAGUUGGUGUGUCCACUGCACAGUCUUUUUUGAGCACUGGACCAACCAGGGAUGUAGUUCUAAUGAAAAAUUUAUUUAUACCUGAUCUGAAU
Molecule: messenger RNA, 1175 nt
Organism: Leptosomus discolor (cuckoo roller)
Lineage: Eukaryota; Metazoa; Chordata; Aves; Leptosomiformes; Leptosomidae
Source: RefSeq, a predicted model, not a curated record